UAUUUUGUUGCUGGCCACAUUGGUCUUAUUACAGCCACAUUCUGGUGUUUACUGCUAAAUGGGUUCCUGUAGUUUUUCUAGCAGUUUUUGGCCUUAGUUUUGCUACAUUCACCAAUGCAGCUAAUUUUAACUCAUUACGUCCUCUAGCCUUAUGGAUUGUAUUAUACGUUUUUAAUGGUGCUGCACUUGCCAUUUAUUUCGUUCUUCAAAUAGUCCUUGUUCUUAAUACCCUCGAUGACCGCUGGCCACUUGGUGAUAUUUUGUUUGGAAUUUCUUUCUAUGUCAUUGGCCAAGUUAUCCUCUAUCUAUUCUCCGUUAAGAUAUGUGAUACUGCUAAACAUUAUAUUGAUGGUCUGUUCUUUGGAACAAUCUGCACACUUUUAGGUGUGAUGAUGGUUUAUAAAUAUUGGGAUUCCAUCACCAAAGAAGAUCUUGAAUUUUCCGUUGGAAGUAAACAAAAUGUGUGGGAAGUUAAAGAAUUACUUGAAGAUGAUCAGGUAUACUCAAAUUAUAAUAGCAACUAUCCUCCUCCACCAUUACCGCAAGGUGGAUUUAAUGGCUACCAACAACCACAAAGUGGUUAUAAUAAUGCUUAUCCUCAGCAACAAUAUGGAGGAUAUUAA
Molecule: messenger RNA, 623 nt
Organism: Racocetra fulgida
Lineage: Eukaryota; Fungi; Glomeromycota; Glomeromycetes; Diversisporales; Gigasporaceae
Source: the annotation of a GenBank genome assembly